CCACGCCCCCGGGAACGAUGGCGGCGCCGAGCUGGGCCGUGGCCGCCGCCCGGCUGGCAGCUCGGCCUUGGCGGCUGGCGGUGAGGCGGUGCAGCGGUGCCCCGUCGGCCGAAGCGCGGGAUGCCGGCAGCCUCACGCAGCAGACGGAGAAGCGGCCGGGCAGCGGUACGGCGGCCACCAGCCAGCGGCAGGUUGCUUCAGGAAAAUCUGAAUCCUUUGCAUCCAUGUUGAGACGCUCUCCUUUAAUUCAGAUGGGACCUGCCAAAGAUAAAAUUGUCAUUGGUCAAAUAUUCCAUAUCGUAGAAGAUGAUCUGUAUAUAGAUUUUGGUGGCAAGUUUCACUGUGUGUGCAAAAGACCAGAAGUAGAUGGAAAAAAAUACCAGAGAGGAACCCGUGUACGCCUGAAACUGCUGGACCUUGAACUCACAUCCAGGUUCUUGGGUGCAACAACUGAUACAACAUUGCUGGAUGCUGAUGCAGUGCUUCUAGGCCUGGUGGACAAGCAAACAAAGCAAAAGGAGUGAAUUUCAUGUAAAUAAACGCACUUUGUGCUCUAUAGCAAAUUACACAAAUGAAAUAUUUCCUCAGGAAAUAAAUGAAAAGUUUCUGUCUGCUUGGUUAUGGAAAUAAUGAGAUGAAUAAAAGACAAUAAGCACAUCAUACCU
This is a messenger RNA of Calypte anna (Anna's hummingbird), 665 nucleotides long. It is a transcript of the gene MRPS28, whose product is annotated as mitochondrial ribosomal protein S28. The coding region runs from base 18 to 524 and encodes 168 amino acids. NCBI's taxonomy places the organism in Eukaryota, Metazoa, Chordata, Aves, Apodiformes, Trochilidae. The transcript has 3 exons. Gene Ontology annotation, cellular component: mitochondrial small ribosomal subunit. The record is from RefSeq and is a predicted model, not a curated record.